UUCUUUUCAUCUGUCAUUAUUGCUAUUGAAGUUGCUAUGAAAGUUUUGUAAUCUGCUGAUACAAUGUGGUGGCGGGAAAGAGCGGACGGGUAAUGAGUCUGGUGCGCGCCUGCUGCAAUGAAUGGCUCUCUCUCUUUCUCCCUCUCACUUUUUAGCGCAACCCAACCCUUGUGCAUCGGAAGACGACAAUCGUCCUCAACACCACCUACAUCCGCACACGCACCUACACUCCGUGGAUUCGCCAACUCCUGAUAUCGUAGGCAAGUUUACCGAUGACUGGCAGAGAGGAACCGCCGAAUAG
Molecule: messenger RNA, 301 nt
Organism: Periconia digitata
Lineage: Eukaryota; Fungi; Ascomycota; Dothideomycetes; Pleosporales; Periconiaceae
Source: the annotation of a GenBank genome assembly